Messenger RNA from Synchiropus splendidus (mandarinfish), 3287 nucleotides. RefSeq names its product dynein axonemal intermediate chain 3 (gene dnai3). The coding region runs from base 374 to 2707 and encodes 777 amino acids. Gene Ontology annotation, cellular component: inner dynein arm. Gene Ontology annotation, biological process: inner dynein arm assembly; cilium movement involved in cell motility. Gene Ontology annotation, molecular function: dynein heavy chain binding; dynein light chain binding. The record is from RefSeq and is a predicted model, not a curated record. NCBI's taxonomy places the organism in Eukaryota, Metazoa, Chordata, Actinopteri, Syngnathiformes, Callionymidae. The transcript is spliced from 20 exons.
CCGCCUGUCCUGUAACCCAUGGCAACCAAACAGCUUUAGCCGGGUGACAAAAGUACCGACAAACUCAAGAUAACUCAGCAAAGCACAGGUUUAAAUUAUGAAACAACUGUAAUGCAAGUCUUUUCAUCAAUCAUAUUCCACUGAAACGUGAACGCGAGGCGCAUUCAGAGCAAACCCGAGGCCAGCUCUCCCUGAAGGCAUUGUCCCACUGGUCCUUACAUCUGCCACUCAAGACCUUUUCAGCUGUUUGAUAGAGGACUUCACUUGGAGCUGCUGAAGAAAGGGGACGUCAUACAGGAUAUAAGGCUGAGAGCGGCAGUGUCCGAUAGUCCAGACCUCAAAGCUGAAGUGACUAGGCCCUGUUGUGGAUGAAAUGACUCCAGAUCUGAGACAGUGGAUCUCUCUUGGCAGUGAGCAGGAAAUCGCAGAAGAAUGUGGCGGGGAGUCGAGGGAAAAGCUGUUGUUCAAGUUCUCCAGAGUGCGCAGGAAAUUCGGAAUGCCGGUUUGCUUCAGCGACUGCAAUGCUGCAGAGGCCAAGGACGGCUUUGUGGAGUGCGCCUCCUAUCAGGACAGUCGAUUCAGCAUCCAGCGGCUGCAGAGGGACUGCGGCGUGCAGGCUGUACCCAGAAUCCUCAGCAGCGCUGCUCAGACAGAGUGGAAGGUUUUGAGAAACAGUGCUACACAGUAUACACCCAGAGAGGUCAGUGACCAAGAGAAGCAGGAGAUUCUCCAGUCUGAAAGCCUCAAAGACUUCUGCAAAAUGGUGACCCCAAGGGUUUUGCGAGCUCUCCAGCAAGAGCAGAUCAUGAAUGUGUUUGUGGACGACUGGAUGGCGUUGGGAACUGGAGCUCUGACUGUGGACAGCUUUGGGAAAGUGCAUCAGGAUUUGAUGAUCUAUCAAGUGUUCAGUGUCCACACGUUGAUCCCGGACAAGAAAAUCAGCUGCAUUAACUGGCACCCCACCAUUCAAGGCGUGAUAGCCGUGGCUCUGACAGACACCACAGAGGAGCAGUUCACGGAGUCCAAACCUUCUGUCAUACUUGUGUACAGCUUUGCCGACCCUUCCAAACCUCAGUUGCUGCUGGAGUGUCCAGAUGGUAUUCUUGCCUUUGAGUUCUGCCCAUCUGAUCCAAAUAUUAUCGUUGGCGGCUGUGUGAAUGGCCAGGUUGUAUUGUGGGACAUCUCCUCUCACGUCACGCACCUGCAGUGUCAACUGCCUGCUGGUCAAAAGGCAUCAAUCAAUGGUGACACAUCGGACCUUGAGGACCACAGCGAGAAGCGGACCCCGCUGGUGCACCACUGUGCUGUAUCUGCUUUAGAGAACAGCCACAAAGCUCCAGUCACAGACGUGCGCUGGCUGCCACAGACUUUCGAGGUGACCAGGACGGGGCUACCAGUGGAGAACAAGCUCCAGAUUUGUGUUCAGCUGGCCACCUGCUCCGCAGACUGUUCUUUACUCUUCUGGGAUGUUCGCACGUCUAAACCAGCGGCGCUUGAAAGGAAGCAGAAUUCCGUUCCCAGGCAGCAGAUGACUCUGAGCAGCGUUCCCGACACGUUUAAACAUUUGGACCGAACGUGGAAGCCCUUGUUUAAAGUUUCGUUGCCCAAGAUCAAGAAGGCUGGAGAAUACGCCCCUUUGAAGUUCAGCCUGGAUCAGUACACCUGCACAGAUAAGAGUGGGAGCAGCCCAGAAGCGUCGCUCGGACACAACUGCUUGGACGUCCCAGUCUACAGUCAGCUCCGGAUGCCGUCAGCCAAGACUCUCACUCCUCUGGAAGACGUCAACACCAAGAUGUUCAUCGGAACAGAGGAUGGAGAGAUCGUUUACACAGACUGGAAACUGGAGAAGGACGACGGCGGGCGCCUGCGAAGCAUGAAACCCCUGCUUUGCUGUAACGUCCAUCACUGUUCGGUGAACACAGUGCAGCGAUCGCCAUUUUUGAAGGAUGUUGUACUCACCGGAUCAAGCUGGAACUUUGCCAUUUGGCGGGAAGGAGUUGAGGACGGCCCCCUUUUCCUGUCUCCGACCUCUGAGCACCAGUGCACCUCCGCCUGCUGGUCUCCAUCCAGAGCUGCGGUCUUCUACGUGGGGAGAGCAGACGGUAAUAUCGAGGUGUGGAACCUGCUGGAGAAGUCCAGCGAGCCGGUCCAGGUCUACGCUCAUCACACCGACUCCAAGAUCACCAGCAUGCAACCCUGGACCGUCUCGGCGAAGCAACAGUUGUUGGCUGUUGCAGACGACCACGGAAUGGUUCGUGUUUUUGAAAUCCCAAGGAAGUACUGCGCUCCCACCAGGAACGAGAUCGCAGCAGUGAAGAAGUUCCUUCAACUCGAGGAAGAGAAGCUAAAGGACUUUUUAAAGCGCAGCGUCGUGUGGGGCGAAGAGAAGAAGGCAGUUGAAGACAACAAGAAGAAAACAUUUUUUGUUGCAGGAGCAAGGAGAUCGGACCAAAGAAGCUCACGUGGGUCCAGAGGAAAACAUGGCCUACAAAGAAUACCUGCUGCUGGAGGAGAAAAUCCUGAGGAGCCGUGGCCUGCUGCCGGCCACCGCCACCACACCAGAGUCAUAGUAAAAACCCUGCAUGGAUCAGCCAUAAGACUGCGACCACACAGAGGUACAGUGCAUCAAACUCUGUCUGUCUAUGGCAGCGUUUUCCAACCGUCAGGUGUGUCGUGGGGAAUGAUCCAGUUUGUCCCAAAAUCAUGAACAACUACAACCUGUUGAUGCUCUACCAACGUGAGGAGAUCACAUGGAUUCAGUCACAUCCUGUCUAUACACUAUAGAUCUAGGCUGAUGUGUCGACUCGCCAUCACUCUUCCCACACACUGGCAGUGUAGAAGCUGGUGAAAUGCCUAACUUCCUCUUGUUUUUAAACCUGAUGUGCCUCGAAAGUGACCACACACCUCCACGACAGAAUGAUGGAGUGUUCCAUGUCGGACCCGCGAUGCCAAAGACCGUCUGCACCUGAGAGCUAACAGCUAACAGCUAACAUGAUGUGUCACUUUAUUGACACUGGCUAGCAAGUCUUUUGACUGAGCUCAAUUGUGCUGAGGUUCCUUUGGUGGUGAGCCUGUGGAUUUGUUCAGUGGCUUAAGGAAGGUUGACAAACACUGGUCUCUGGCUACCUGGAGUGGUGGAUGUGAACAUGGACUCCCAGUUUUCUGCUGCCGGAGCUUUCAAAUGUUUUGUAAAUUGGUGGUGAGGUCACCCUCUCUUUGAGCCGCAUGAAUGAAAGCGGGUGAAACAUCUUACUGUCUUGAAUGAAGUCGAACUGGAGCUACCAGAA